AUGCACAAAUUGUUGUUGAUUGCUUUGUGCGUUGCUCCAGCGAGUGCUUUCUUCAACUUGUUCUCUGGACUCUUUGGCGGUGGAUGCUGUAAUCCCUGCGGAGGUUGUGGAGGAGCCCAACAAGCAUUCCCACCUCAACUUGGGUACAAUUCUGCUCCCAGUUACGGGGGAUACAGCUCCGGAUAUUCUCAGUCGCCUGCAUAUGGAAGCUAUGGACAAUCGUCGUAUGGACAAUCAUCGUAUGGGCAAUCACCAUAUGGACAACAAUCAUAUGCUCCGUCUUAUGGAUCCACCUACCAACAAUCCUCUUAUCCAUCCUCCUCAUGGUCUGCUCCCGCUUCCACCUAUUCGUCUCCAUCGAUGAACACUUAUGGAUCUAGCUAUGGGGCAUCGAACUAUGGGGCAUCGAAUUAUGGGGCAUCGAACUAUGGGACAUCGAACUAUGGGGCAUCGAACUAUGGAUCUAGCUAUGGUGCUGCCCCAGCUGUGUCCUCGUAUCCAGCCCCGGCUCCAACCUAUUCGGCUCCUGCCGCCCCUGCCCUUCCUCCACUCCCUCCACCACCCCCAGCCGCCCCACUUCUACAGCCUUCUGUUGGAGCUUAUGCUGCUCCAGCAGUCGCUGCUCCAAGUGCCACUUAUUCGGCUCCAGCACCAGCUCCACUCGCUGCUCCAGCUAGUGCAGGUGGCUACGUGACGGCUCCAGGAAAA
Messenger RNA from Mesorhabditis belari, 708 nucleotides. Lineage: Eukaryota; Metazoa; Nematoda; Chromadorea; Rhabditida; Rhabditidae. The record is from the annotation of a GenBank genome assembly.